AUGUCUUCCUUGAUCUCCACCGACCAAUUCCUCGCGGCAGCCAAACACCGCCGCUCCGUGUACGCGCUCAAGGACACGUCUCCCGUGCCCGACAGCCGCAUCGAGGACAUCGUCAAAGAGGUUCUCUCGUUUGCGCCUUCGUCGUAUAACACCCAGUCGACCCGCAUCACCCUCGUUCUCGGCGAGAAGCACAAGCAGUUCUGGGACAUUAUCAUUGAGCAAGCCGAGCCCAUUCUCCGUGGCGCGGGGCCAGGAGUCUGGGAUUCUAUGGGUCCCCGAUUGCAGGGUUUCAAGAAUGCUUAUGGUUCGGUCGUCUUCUGGGAAAACGGCCAAAGCAUCAAAGAAGCGAGCGAGACGCACAAGUCAAUCGCUCACAUGUUACCGCAGUGGUCCGAACACACAUCUGCCAUCCACCAGAUCCUAAUCUGGACAGCUCUAGAGCUCGAGGGGUUCGGUGCCAACCUACAGCACAUGAAUGCCAUACCCCCCGUUGAGGCGGCGCUGAAGAAGUUUCUCGAUGUUCCUGAAGACUACUCGCUCAAGGCCCAUCUGAACUUUGGCGAGGAGGCACAGCCGCAUCCUGAGAAGCCGGCUAAGUUGCCGGCUAGUGAGACCUUGAAGGUGGUCAAAUAG
Molecule: messenger RNA, 633 nt
Organism: Pseudomassariella vexata
Lineage: Eukaryota; Fungi; Ascomycota; Sordariomycetes; Amphisphaeriales; Pseudomassariaceae
Product: Nitroreductase-like protein
Exons: 2
Coding region: 1-633 (210 amino acids)
Biological process (GO): cellular response to oxidative stress
Source: RefSeq, a predicted model, not a curated record